Trichomonas vaginalis G3 is the source of this 414-nucleotide messenger RNA. RefSeq lists its product as uncharacterized. The transcript has a single exon. Bases 1 to 414 code for a protein of 137 amino acids. NCBI's taxonomy places the organism in Eukaryota, Parabasalia, Trichomonadida, Trichomonadidae. The record is from RefSeq and is a predicted model, not a curated record.
AUGUCGCACUCCAACAGAAGAUAUAUGGAUAUCCGUCGCACAAACUUCCCAGAAGAAGUCAAAAAUCUCAUCGAUGAGGAUGAGCUAAAGCAGGCAGUUUUAGAUGAAGUCGAAAGAAAUGCUCCAAAAGUCGCAGGAAAAGAGCUUCACGAUAAUGCAAGCGUUAGCGAAAUGGAAGAUUAUUCCGGAAUUAUUUUAACAGAAGAAGAAAAAGAAGAAUAUUUACUCGUUUUAGAAUUCUUAGAUUCAAUUGGUCUUAAAUAUGCGCCAGCAGUACUUAGAUACGAGUCUCAACAUCCAGAAAUAGAGGCCAAUCGUAAGGAAUUAGCUGAUCGUCUCGAUCUUAAUGCUCGUAGCCAAGAUCCACUUCUUGUUCAACUAUUCCAGGAGCGCUUGAACGAAUUAAAGAAAUAA